This is a messenger RNA of Tripterygium wilfordii, 1579 nucleotides long. RefSeq lists its product as uncharacterized. The record is from RefSeq and is a predicted model, not a curated record. Lineage: Eukaryota; Viridiplantae; Streptophyta; Magnoliopsida; Celastrales; Celastraceae. The coding region runs from base 225 to 1190 and encodes 321 amino acids. The transcript is spliced from 9 exons.
CUGGGCCGUUGUGAGGAGAACGAUUGAACAAGAAUUUGCAAUUCCUUGGGCGGUCUGAAUCACGCGUAAAUCGCAGAAGAGGAGAAGAGCUUGUCGAAUCUGGACAUCUCCAUCACCAGUACCGAUCGCCGGUAGAAGAAGUAUUAGUAGAAGAGAAAUCCAAGUCGAUCGAUCAUCUCAAUUUUGGCAAGAAGAUUCUAGGGGAAGUGAUUGUACCGAUCGAGAUGAUGAAUGCUUUGCUGAAUUUAUUCGUGACCUUGAUAGCCGUAGCUGAUAUUCAAUCUGCUUUGGCUGUGCCGUCAACUGUGCCAGCAUUUUUGUGGUCUUCUCACGACUAUGAGUUUUCAAGUAAUCGAAUCAAGGAUGCUGUUAACUAUCAGACCAUCUCCCCAAAGGAUCUGACAAAGUUCGUUCUGUCAGAAGGGGGCUGGGCAAACUUACUGUGUUCAGAAAAGAAACUUCAGCAGCAUAUGGAUGUGGCACUUGUUUUUGUUGGCAGGGAGUUACUAUCCUCAGACGUCUCUGGAAACAAAUAUGCAGACACAGCUCUUCUGGACCUGCUCAAGGUUUCUUAUACAAGGUCCAAUUUCUCCCUGGCAUUUCCAUACGUCGCUGUAUCGGAGGAGCAAACAAUGGAAAAUAUUUUGUUCUCUGGGUUUAUGGAGACUUGUGGGUGGGACUCAGCAGUCAGUAAGGUUGCUUUUUCAGAGUCAUGCUCUGUAGAUGGCGAAAACCUCGAAAAGCUUGCAGACCCUGACUCGGUUCAUGACUUUCUGGUUUCAAAUAUGGAAAAGGGACCUACUGGGCAAGCGAACCUAGUUGUGUUCUGUCAUGGAGGCUUUCUCUCUGGGCAAGGACCCAGUCAACCAAAACCUGAAAGUGAAAUUUUCUCUGAGGUUAUCAGUUCCGUGGAGCAGUCGGGGGCAAAAUAUGCAGUCCUUUAUGUUUCGGAUCCCAUGAGGUCUAUUCAGUAUCCUACCCAUCGAGAACUAGAAAGGUUUCUUGCAGAAGGUGUGCGAGGAAAUGGAUCACUUGGUGACAAAGUUUGUGAUGAAGUUUGCAGGAUUAAGUCAUCACUUCUGGAGGGACUUUUGGUUGCGAUUGUUUUACUUAUCAUACUAAUAUCAGGCCUUUGCUGUAUGAUGGGCAUUGAGACUCCAACAAGAUUUGAGGCACCUCAAGAGUCUUGAGUGGUUGGUUGUGAACUUGUGAAAGAUACUACCUUCAUGUUAUUGCACAGAGACCUUAUAUCCCAAGCACUCAAUCAUAAAGAUUGGUUGUUUUGUACCCUCUUUGCACAGAGAUGUUAACAUGUAAUAUUCGUUUGUUCACUUAUUGAGAGUAUUUGCUGCCCGGCAAAAAGAAAAGAAAGAGACAAAACACUUGGAAUGGGUAUUCUCCUGUGCUAGGAAUAAUGGAGUAAUAAUUUUGUUUCUAUCAAGUUAUGUAUCCCUCUUCCGUCCUUGUAUUUAUAAUGUCAAGAUCCAUAAUUCACUUUUGAGUAGAAUUGAAGCUAGAAGUUUGAUGAAUAUUGAUGCUAUAUUUUCAUUAAAUUAGCAGAGCCGAGUGUUCUUCUUUU